AUGACUGGACGCGGCAAGGGAGGCAAAGGACUUGGAAAAGGAGGCGCUAAGCGGCAUCGCAAGGUGCUUCGUGACAACAUCCAGGGUAUCACCAAGCCGGCCAUCCGUCGACUGGCUCGUCGUGGCGGCGUGAAGCGCAUUUCCGGACUUAUCUACGAGGAAACGCGCGGUGUGUUGAAGGUGUUCCUGGAGAACGUGAUCCGUGAUGCGGUCACCUACACCGAGCACGCCAAGCGGAAGACCGUCACGGCCAUGGACGUCGUGUACGCCCUGAAGCGCCAGGGACGCACGCUGUACGGAUUCGGAGGAUAA
Culex quinquefasciatus (southern house mosquito) is the source of this 312-nucleotide messenger RNA. Its product is annotated as histone H4. The record is from RefSeq and is a predicted model, not a curated record. Gene Ontology annotation, cellular component: nucleosome. NCBI's taxonomy places the organism in Eukaryota, Metazoa, Arthropoda, Insecta, Diptera, Culicidae. Gene Ontology annotation, molecular function: structural constituent of chromatin; protein heterodimerization activity; DNA binding. Bases 1 to 312 code for a protein of 103 amino acids. Gene Ontology annotation, biological process: nucleosome assembly. The transcript has a single exon.